GCGAAGCGGAAGCGGCGCGAUGGCGGCAGGUGCGGGGCCAGGGCCGGCCGCGGCUCCGGUGGCCUGCGGCCCGGCGGGCUGACGGCCCAGCUCCCUGCCCGCCGGGCGGUAGCCGCUCCGGCCGCCGCCGCCAUGGCGCUGAUCGAGGGCGUUGGCGAUGAGGUGACCGUGCUCUUCGCGCUGUUGCUGGCGGCCGUGGUUCUGGGGCUGGCUUGGGCCUCCACCCGCGCCCCCGAGCCCGCCGCGCCGCCCCGCGCUGCCGCGCCGCUGCCCGAGGAGGGCCCGAGCACUGCCCCGGCCCCCGCCGAGAACAAGGCCCCGGCGGCGGCGGCCGGGACGGGCCCCGAUGGGGCGGGCGGGCUGGCGGCGGGGCUGCGGCCCCGGGCCGGCCCCGCACCCACACCCGCGCCCUCACCGGCGCAGGCCCCCCUCAGCGACGGGGACGGCGGCUCCGCCGAGUCCACCAUGGUGCUGCGGCUGAAGUUCCUCAACGACACGGAGCGCCUUGCCCGGGUGCGCCCCGGCGACACCGUCGGGGCCCUGAAGAGGGCCUAUUUCCCCGGACAGGAGCAGCAAGUGCGGCUGAUCUACCAGGGCCAGCUGCUAAGAGAUGACACCCAGAGCCUGGCCGCCCUGCACCUCUCCCACAACAGCGUCCUGCACUGCCACAUCUCCCAGCACAGCCCGGGCCCAGCGCCCGCCGGCCCCCACGCCUCUGCCGACCCUGUGCAUGCUGCCCUCAACGUGGGCAGCCUCAUGCUGCCGCUCUUCGUGCUGAUGCUGGCCGUGCUCUGGUACUUCCAGCUGCAGUACCGCCACGUCUUUACCGCCACCGCGACCACCUUCCUGGCUGGCCUCACCCUCCUCUUCAGCUUCAUGGCCUUCACCAUGUACCGCAGAUAGCACGGCCCCGUGCCCCACUAGGAGCCACUGCGCCCGGAAUAAACUCAGUCCCGGGUGGAAUCUGCCUGCCGCACCUGAACCUGGGGGGUCUGGGCUGCGGACUCUGUCCCCUAGGGGCUGCAGGGCUGGGGGCCCUGCGGGAGCUGGCAUCCAAGCCAUUGGCAGGCAGCGUGCCCACAGGCCACGGCCCGAUGCCGGGCAGCUGCAGCUGGAGCCAGGUCGCUGCAGGAACCGGUGCUGCACGACCUUGGCGGGGUGGGGAGGGGGCGGGGGGUUCCGGUGCCCCCAGCCUAGCACACAGCAUCUGCCUGGCUGUCCCGUCCCGCACGUCGCUCCUGUGCCCCGCGGCCGGCCAGCACCGCGUGUGGGAGCUCCUGUGGCCCCCUGCACGCCGCUCCUGCGUGGGACGGUGGCUGCUCCCCCGGGGCGAGGGCUGCCUUCCGUGGUGGGGGGCGUCCGGCUGCCAGCCCCUUCCUGGGGGUGGACAGGGACGUGAGCCCCGCCGCUCUGUUACGAUUAAAGAACUGUGAACGGU
This is a messenger RNA of Phalacrocorax carbo (great cormorant), 1438 nucleotides long. Lineage: Eukaryota; Metazoa; Chordata; Aves; Suliformes; Phalacrocoracidae. The record is from RefSeq and is a predicted model, not a curated record.